GCGAACAUUGCGAACUCAAAUGAUACAUGUGAACGUGAACUGUCAUUGAUUUUAAGAUGACGCCGUCAAUCUUGAAUACGUCACGCUCCACCUGUCGCAGUGACUGUGAUAAGCAGGCAGGCAUAUAAUUACAGUCCAAAGAGUUAUGCGGUACCGAGGCAGAUAACGUGACUUAUCGUACCGUAGCGCAGAAGCAAAUUCGAUUGUCGUUUGGUUGAAUGCAGUGAGUCGACAAUGGCGGAGGGACCAGAACUGAGUUUUUUCGAUUUACGUACUGUACACGAUUCUUUUGACCGAGCUCUCGUGGAAAAUGAUGAUAUAGAUCUAAAAGCCUAUCUAGAGGCUUACAAUGAACUGUACAAAUUUUUUCAGCUAAUGGGCAGUGUCUUCAGUUUUGUCUCAUCUGAUCUGAAGCAAAAGAUAGACAUCUUGAUUGAUUUGAUAAACAAAGAUGACCAGAAUUACAGGACUAUUAAAUCUAUGAUCGAAUAUGAAAAGGAGAACAAAUUGUUAGAAAAGUCUGACUUUGUCAAUGGCUCACGUACUUUAUUACGACUACAUAGAGGUUUAGAUUUUAUUAAAGAAUUCUUGCGACAACUGGGUGAUCUCUUGGACGCUGAUAAAACGUCUAGUUGUUGUCAAGACUCCUAUAACAAAACCCUGGCCAAGCAUCACCCGUGGGUGAUUAGGAAAGCUGCAAUAGUCGCCAUGUACACUAUGCCUACUAGAGAGGCGUUGUUUAAGAAGGUUUGUGGUGAAAAUGUCCAACGAAACAUAGACGUCCUGCCGAAAAUGUUGGAAGUGACUGCCGACGUGUUCAAUCGCACUCACAGUAUUUAUGAAACUUACCAGCUACAUGCUCUACCAUAAGCGUAAAAAAGAAUGAGAACACUUCGUUCGAUUUGUAGCUUUGCGAAGCACCGCACGCGAUAUUUCACAUUCUUAAAAUAUUGUGAUAUUAUUUUAUUGUGCUUAGAUAUUGUGUAUAAUUGUCGUACUUUCGAUGUAAUAAAUAAGCACAUUUAUUUUUUUGGGAUAUGUAAUAUUUUAUAGUUAAUAUUUACAAUUAUAUUAUGCGUACUAACAAUGUACAAAUAUAGUGGCACUUGCGUACAAUAAGCGUAUCACUAAUGUAUGAUGUGAUCUUGUCAUUUUGUAUUGUUCGAGCGAAAAUGAUUUUGUUAUGUAAAAUGCUAUAAAUUUCCAAAACAGUGA
This is a messenger RNA of Linepithema humile (Argentine ant), 1215 nucleotides long. RefSeq names its product ceramide-1-phosphate transfer protein. Gene Ontology annotation, cellular component: cytoplasm. The record is from RefSeq and is a predicted model, not a curated record. Lineage: Eukaryota; Metazoa; Arthropoda; Insecta; Hymenoptera; Formicidae. Gene Ontology annotation, biological process: intermembrane lipid transfer. Gene Ontology annotation, molecular function: lipid transfer activity.